Molecule: messenger RNA, 1077 nt
Organism: Venustampulla echinocandica
Lineage: Eukaryota; Fungi; Ascomycota; Leotiomycetes; Helotiales; Pleuroascaceae
Exons: 5
Coding region: 1-1077 (358 amino acids)
Cellular component (GO): cytoplasm
Molecular function (GO): 2-oxoglutarate-dependent dioxygenase activity
Source: RefSeq, a predicted model, not a curated record
AUGAUUUCAGCCAACCCAGAAGCUCCCAAGCUCAAGUUUGAGCCCAUGAAGUACGGCGGUUCACUCGACCACCUCGAAUAUGUGGAUGUUACCCCUAUCAUUGGCCGUGAGUACACCAAGGCCAGGAUAAGGGACAUCCUGCAUGCCGACAAUUCUGAGGAGCAACUUCGUGAUCUUGCUGUGAUCAUCAGCGAGCGUGGAGUUGUCUUCUUCAGGGCAAACCAGGAUGACUUGUCCGUCGAUGAUUUAAAGAAGUUUACAGACUUGGUUGGCAAACUAAGUGGGAGGCCCAAGGAAAACGGUCUCCAUGUCCACCCUCUCUACCGCGACCCCGGCAACAUCCCAAUGGGCAAUGGCGAGACUGAUGAAAACAUAUACGUGAUCAAUUCCGAGGCGGCAAAAGCUCUGUAUAAGACUAUGGCUGGAAAGGGGUCCAAGGAACCCAAAGAUCUUCGAAGAGAGUGGCAUAGCGAUGCAACCUUUGAAGAGUGCCCCUCGGACUUCAGCUGCCUGAUGAUGGAAGAGACUCCAGCCAGUGGAGGGGAUACCCUUUGGUGCUCGGGCUACGAGAUUUAUGACCGCAUCUCCCCCCCAAUGCGGGAAUUCCUCGACGGUCUCACUGCCACCUGUGCACAGCCCGUCUUCAAAUCUGCCUGCACUGCUGGAAACUACGACGUCAUGUCCCCCCGCGGCUCUCCACUCAAUGUUGGUGACAAGUUCGCUCCCGUUCACCCCGUCAUUCGCACGAAUCGCCAAACUGGCUGGAAGAGCGUAUUCGCAGGCGUAGGUUUGCAUGUGACCCAAAUCAACGGUCUCUACGACUAUGAAGACAAGAUGAUCCGCGACUAUAUCAUGCGUCUGAUUACGCAAAACCACGACUGCAUUGCCCGCAUGCACUGGACCAAGGGAGCAGCUGCAAUCUGGAACAAUUCUUGCGUUUGGCACGCGGCUACGCCCGAUACCCAUUUGGUUGCCGACGGAGUGCGAACCGGGAUUCGCGCUUCAUCUAUCGGCGAGACGCCAUACCUAGACCCAGCGUCUACUUCACGGAGGGAGGCUCUGGGCAUCCCAAAUUAG